GCAGGAGGAAGCGCGUGACCAGGGCGGACGCACGUGACCCGCCGGGUGCCGCCACGUGACCCGCCGGCGACACCACGUGUCCCUGGCUGGGCCCGGCCAUGGCGGGCGCGGUGGCGGCCGCGGGCUCCGUGGAGCAGUUCCAGAAGCUGCUGCAGCGCCCGGACCGGUCCCUGGUGGUGGUGCACUUCUGGGCGCCGUGGGCUCCGCAGUGUGUGCAGAUGAACGAGGUGAUGGCAGCGCUGGCACGGGAGCACAGCCAGGUCACCUUCGUGCAGCUAGAAGCUGAGGCUGUGCCUGAAGUGUCUGAAAAAUAUGGAAUUAGUUCUGUUCCAACGUUCUUGUUCUUUAAGAACUCACAGAAGGUGGAUCGCCUGGACGGCGCGCACGCCCCGGAGCUGGCGCAGAAGGUGCAGCGGCACGCAGCGGGCACGGCGGGCACGGCCGGCCCCGGGGGCGCUGCCCCGGCCCAGGAGCAGCUGCACGCCCGCCUCAGGGGGCUCAUCAACGCCGCCCCCUGCAUGCUCUUCAUGAAGGGCUCUCCCAAGGAGCCCCGCUGCGGCUUCAGCAGGCAGAUGGUGGAGAUCCUACAGAAGCACGGCGUGGCCUUCAGCAGCUUCGACAUCUUCUCAGACGAGGAGGUGCGCCAGGGCCUCAAAACCUUCUCCAACUGGCCAACCUACCCCCAGCUCUAUGUCAAGGGGGAGCUCAUCGGGGGCCUGGACAUCGUCAAGGAGCUCGAGGCAUCGGGAGAGCUGGACACGAUCUGCCCAAAGGGCCAGAAGCUGGAGGAGAGGCUUAAAUCCUUGAUAAACAAAGCUCCUGUGAUGCUCUUCAUGAAGGGAAACAAGCAGAUGGCAAAAUGUGGCUUCAGCAAGCAAAUCCUAGAAAUCAUGAAUGACUCCGGUGUGGAUUACGAGACCUUUGACAUUCUGGAGGAUGAGGAGCCCUGUCCAGCAUUCCCAGCAGUCCCUGUUGGAUUCCCAGCCCUGUCCAGCAUUCCCAGCAGUCCCAGUCUGAUUCCCAGCAUUCCCAGCAUUCCCUGUGUGAUUCCAGGUGCGCCAGGGGCUGAAAUCCUUCUCCAACUGGCCCACGUACCCCCAGCUCUACGUCAAGGGGGAGCUGGUGGGGGGCCUGGACAUUGUCAAGGAGCUGAAGGAAACUGGGGAGCUGCUGCCUGUGCUCAAGGGGGAGAAUUGAUGGGGAGGAGAUGAGAAAUCCCUGGGACAAUUAGAGAUUCUCCUGGAGAAACACACACCUGCAGCCCUGAGCAGCAUCAGGAGGGGAAGCAGACAGCAAAUAAAUAGAAAUAUUCUCUCUGUGAAAAGGAGUUUGACUAGGGACACAAAAAGGUCAAUUAAAAUUUUCAGUGCUCCAGGA
Serinus canaria (Common canary) is the source of this 1377-nucleotide messenger RNA. RefSeq names its product glutaredoxin 3 (gene GLRX3). The coding region runs from base 99 to 1211 and encodes 370 amino acids. The transcript has 11 exons. Lineage: Eukaryota; Metazoa; Chordata; Aves; Passeriformes; Fringillidae. The record is from RefSeq and is a predicted model, not a curated record.